AUGCUAUCCACGCUCUUCCUUUCUCACAUAAGAAAGCGACCCCAUCGCGUCAAAGACCAACAGCCUAUUCAACUUGCUAUCCAAUACGCCGUCUCAUCAACACAGUCCCCCCCCGCUUCGCAUACAAUGGGUAACAACCAGAGUGCAUCAAGCUCGCCGCGCCGUAAGGCCUCGCAAGUAAGCAGGUCAUCGACAUUAUCAUCGUCCCCAUAUAUGCCUGGAGCGGAGACACCGCGGGUGGUAUCGCAAUGCGAAGAACUGAGUCCAGGGAAGGACAGGACAGUAGGUUACGAGCUGACUGUUGACGUGCUUGGAAGCCAGGCUCCUGACAAAGUGAAGAGCGUUCCAACCACUCCUCGGCCGCUGUCUAUAGUGGAGGGUAUCAAGACUCCUGAAGCACAAGUCAUGGCAUCGCCAACCGAAACACAUCGAGACAGCUUUAAUCUGGAACAUGCAGACGCGGCACUGAGCACUAGUCUCGUGAACCAAGAAGAAUUGCACACAGAGAGAACAUCAGACGAGCGCACCCAUGGGUGGCUUCCCGGCACAUAUGUUCUAUUGAACUCCAGGAGUGGGACCGCGCUUGAUCUAUCCGGUGCUGAUCAAAAAACGAUCAUUGGCUUCCCUGCGCAUAUGGGCCAGAAUCAGCAAUGGGAAUUUAUUCCAAGCGGACAAGGAUAUGCCAUUCGCAGCGCGCGUCCCUCAUUAUGCGGGUCGUAUCUGACCGUCGAGAACCUCUGUGACAAUGCCCCGGUGAUUGCCAACCCAUUUCCCACCAGUUGGGACGUGAAAGUAGACAGGGAAGGAUCGCUGCAGAUUUCGUGGCCUGGUACAGAUUUCACCCUUGAUCUUGCUGACUGGGGGAGCGCUACUCCUGGCACCAAAGUGCAGCUGAUGCGAGCGAAACCCGGGGAACCAUGUCAGCUGUGGAAGUCUGUCCGCUGUGCAUCUAUGGAAGACCAACAGGAGAAGGUUACAAGGAGUGUAAUGCCACCCAUGAUCACGGAGACCAUCGUAGUAUCAGAAGGCAAAGAUGAUGUUGUCACGACGCGCACAACGACGACGACGACGAUAACUGCCGUAACCACGGAAGGUCGUUACCAUUCAAUAAUUCUGUUUCGACUUUCUCCUAGUCAAGCAAAGGACGACCAGCAUGGGUCACCUCGGAAGAAUAUACAGGCUACGGUUGACUACGGUCAAUUAUAUGCGAUGGAAGCCAACUGUCCACACCUCGGCGCCGAUCUGUCGCACGCGGAAAUCGAAGAGUACGAUACGGGCGUAGUGGCUGUCUGUGCCAGAUAUGACUUUGAUCUCCAAACGGGAAAUAGUGAGGCCGGAUUGAAGGCGUGCACAUAUGCAGUCGAAGUUCGGACGGAUGACGCUGGUGUUGAGGCUGUAUGGGUGGAUACACCUGAGGAUGGUACAGAAUGGCGGCUUGUCGAACUCAGGCCUGUCUCAGAAGCAUUUGCCGAUCCUCCGCCUCUGCCUGAUAUUUCGAAGCUGUCAAUUUCCUCAAACGAGUCUGCAACGUCAGAAGCUUUGACACAAGACGUUGUGCCGCCUGAAGAGCCUACAACGCUGAUACAAUGGGCAGUCCAGCGAACUAGACACGCAGUGCAUCUAUUUCAGACCGGACAACUGAAGUCGAUUGGGCAUCGCUCAGCAAACGUACCCAGACCUCCUGACGUCCCUCCGCGACAAGAAGCUUUCGUACGAAAUACGGUUGAGCCAGCAAAGGUAGCGAAGAGAAAGAAUAGGGCGGUCAUGUUGCAUGCACUAGCGAACAUAGAGCAAUGGGCAAUCGAUCUCGCGUGGGAUAUAAUUGCCCGCUAUGGGCCCGAAUACCCAGAUCUACCGCCUGCCUUCUUCUACGACUUUGCCAAGAUGGCCCUCGACGAAUCCAAACAUUUUUCGCUCCUUACCGCGCGCCUUGCUGCUCUCUCUCCGAGCACACCAUACGGCUCACUGCCUGUUCACGCGUCCCUAUGGGAAUCGGCGCGCGUCACCUUCGGAUCGUUGCGCGCCCGACUCGUCAUAAUCCAUCUUGUGCACGAGGCACGCGGUCUAGACGUGAACCCGGGGACGAUCGAGCGAUUUCGUCGCGCAGGCGAUGAUGAGAGUGUGAAGGUACUGGACAUCGUCCACCAGGACGAGGUGACCCAUGUCACAACAGGACAUCGAUGGUUCAUGUGGAUUUGCGGAAAGCAAGGCGUUGACCCGGUAAGCACGUUCAGAGACGAGGUGAAGAGGUGCUGGAGAGGGGAUGUCAAGGGGCCCUUCAAUGUAGAGGAUAGGGAGAAGGCAGGAAUGACAAGAGACUUCUACGAAGAUCUACGCGGGGAGAUGCGUGGAGAUUGGGAACAUGCAAGAGAAGUUCAAGGAGCUUGA
Messenger RNA from Fibroporia radiculosa, 2388 nucleotides. RefSeq lists its product as uncharacterized. Gene Ontology annotation, molecular function: 2 iron, 2 sulfur cluster binding. NCBI's taxonomy places the organism in Eukaryota, Fungi, Basidiomycota, Agaricomycetes, Polyporales, Fibroporiaceae. Bases 1 to 2388 code for a protein of 795 amino acids. The record is from RefSeq and is a predicted model, not a curated record. The transcript has 11 exons.